Messenger RNA from Phanerochaete carnosa HHB-10118-sp, 521 nucleotides. RefSeq lists its product as uncharacterized. NCBI's taxonomy places the organism in Eukaryota, Fungi, Basidiomycota, Agaricomycetes, Polyporales, Phanerochaetaceae. The coding region runs from base 108 to 521 and encodes 137 amino acids. The record is from RefSeq and is a predicted model, not a curated record. The transcript has 4 exons.
CUCAGGUGCUCAGGCUCUUCACAGCAACUGCAGAUGAACUUUUCGGCCCUAUUACGGUUGUUCGCAAGAAUGGAAAAGUCGCCAAGAAGAUUCCAUGGACGGCGUUUAUGAUUCAAGAGGAGGACUGGACUCGAGUCCAGCUGUGCGCCGAUAUUCUCAUGGAUGCAAACAAGUACCAGCAGCAUUUUUCAUCCGACCAGAUUCCCACCCUCCAUCGUGCGAUCCCUGCACUGGAGAACUUGUGUGCGCGGUGGGAGAAGAAGGCUGACGACAGGCGCUACGAGAAAUUCCACUCUGCGCUUCGUGACGGCGUCGAUAAACUAAGCAAGUAUUACUGGAAGCUUGAUGACUCACGUGCAUAUAUUCUUGCCCUUCUUCUUCAUCCCUACUAUAAGUCGGACUACAUACAGAUGAAAUGGGGCGGUAAGAAGGAGCAAGAGGAGGCGAUCAAGGCCGGGAACUUUGACGCGAUCAACUGGCAAGAACAUGCUGAGGAAAUCAUUGAGAAAGCGCCAUUGUAG